CACGCCCCCCGCGGUGGGAUGGAGCCGGGCUUCAGCUGACGCGGCGCUUCACGUGACGCUCUUGCCGGCUGAACAUGGCGUCUUCCGCGCGCCCUUCCUUUUCCUUGGGGAAUGAGACCUUGAAGGUGCCUCUGGCCCUCUUUGCCCUGAACAGGCGACGCCUGUGUGAGCGCCUACAAAAGAACGCGGCUGUGCAGGCUGGCUCGGUGGUGGUACUGCAGGGUGGUGAGGAGAUGCAGCGCUAUUGCACUGACACCUCAGUCAUCUUCCGCCAGGAGUCCUUCUUCCACUGGGCAUUUGGUGUCCUUGAGUCAGGCUGCUACGGUACCAUUGAUGUCGAAUCUGGGAAGUCGAUCCUCUUUGUGCCCAGGCUUCCUGCCAGCUAUGCUACCUGGAUGGGAAAGAUCCAUUCCAAGGAGCACUUCAAGAACAAAUAUGCCGUGGAUGAUGUCCAGUAUACAGAUGAGAUCGCCAGCGUCCUGACAUCACAGAACCCCUCUGUCCUCCUCACCUUGCGUGGUGUGAACACGGACAGUGGCAGUGUUUGCAGGGAGGCCUCCUUCGAGGGCAUCAGCAAGUUCAACGUCAACAACACCAUUCUUCACCCAGAGAUCGUGGAAUGCCGAGUGUUCAAGACAGACAUGGAGCUGGAGGUUUUGCGCUACACCAAUCGUAUCUCCAGUGAGGCCCACAGGGAGGUAAUGAAGGCUGUAAAAGUGGGAAUGAAAGAAUAUGAGAUGGAAAGCCUGUUCCAGCACUAUUGCUACUCUCGGGGCGGCAUGCGCCAUAAUUCCUACACCUGCAUCUGCUGCAGCGGUGAGAAUGCAGCUGUACUGCACUAUGGACAUGCUGGGGCCCCCAACGAUCAAAUGAUCCAGGAUGGAGACAUGUGCUUGUUUGACAUGGGUGGUGAGUAUUAUUGCUUCGCCUCGGACAUCACCUGCUCCUUUCCUGCCAACGGCAAGUUCACUGAGGACCAAAAGGCCAUCUACGAGGCGGUACUGCGGAGCUGCCGUGCUGUCAUGAGUGCUAUGAAGCCAGGUGUCUGGUGGCCUGACAUGCACCGCCUGGCCGACCGCAUCCACUUGGAGGAGCUGACCCACAUUGGCAUCCUGAGUGGCAGCCUGGAUGCCAUGGUCCAGGCCCACAUGGGAGCCGUGUUCAUGCCUCAUGGGCUCGGCCACUUCCUGGGCCUUGAUGUGCACGACGUGGGGGGCUACCCUCAGGGUGUGGAGCGCAUUGAUGAGCCGGGUCUGCGGAGCCUGCGCACCGCCAGGCAGCUGGAGCCAGGCAUGGUGCUCACCGUGGAGCCGGGCAUCUACUUCAUCGACCACCUUCUGGACGAGGCCCUGGCUAACCAGGCCCAAGCCUGCUUCUUUAACCUCGAGGUUCUGCAGCGCUUUCGCAGUUUUGGUGGGGUCCGUAUUGAGGAGGACGUCGUGGUGACGGACAGUGGCAUGGAGCUGCUGACCUGCGUGCCCCGCACCGUGGAGGAAAUUGAAGCGUGCAUGGCAGGAAGUGACAAGGCCUUUACGCCCUUCUCUGGCCCAAAGUAGAGCCCACCAGGAUGCCCAGCCAGACCAGGGCCUGGUCUUGCACCUUCUCUAUCAUUCAGCCUGUUGAUUGGCCCUCCAGUGGUGAGACAGGAUACUCAGAAACCAGAUCUUG
Fukomys damarensis (Damara mole-rat) is the source of this 1668-nucleotide messenger RNA. RefSeq names its product peptidase D (gene Pepd). The record is from RefSeq and is a predicted model, not a curated record. Gene Ontology annotation, molecular function: metalloaminopeptidase activity; manganese ion binding. The transcript is spliced from 15 exons. Bases 75 to 1556 code for a protein of 493 amino acids. Lineage: Eukaryota; Metazoa; Chordata; Mammalia; Rodentia; Bathyergidae.